AUUAACAUCAGACAGAAACGCAAAUUGAAGACACAAUAAUCCUCAGUUGCUACCAACACUGCAUUCGUCGAAACAGUAACAUAUUGCCAAAGUGCACUCCGCUGGAAAUACAGUUGUACCGAGUUCGACAGAUUCACAACCGUAAUGGACGCUCUCAUCCCGUUCACGACUUCUGGUUCACUGGUUGACCUUGUUGACAAGAAAGUCCUCGUUAUCUUGCGAGACGGGAGGAAGUUGAUAGGCUUGUUUAGGAGUUACGACCAAUUUGCCAACUUCCUUCUUGAAUCGUGUGUAGAGAGAUUACACUACAAACUUGAAUAUGCAGACAAGGAUAUUGGAGUGUUGUUAGUGCGAGGAGAGAACGUUGUGGCUUUAGGAGAAAUUGAUCUGAUAGCGGAAGAUAUGGUACCUUUACAACAAGUAAAUGUACAAGAAAUCGAGGAAAAGAUAUCCGCUGAGAACAAACAACGAGAACGAGACCACGCUGUAAAAGAAUCUGUGUUAUCAAAGAUGGGCUUUGUGAACGAGGGCAAGGAGGGCGAUGCAUACUAGCUGCGGUAUGCGGAUGACGAAGGAUACUGGUCGAUACUUGACUCUGAGAUAGGCCAAAGGAGGGAUCACCGAUCCACCAUCAGAAGUCCGGUCAACCAUCGUGUUUCCUU
Cryptococcus deneoformans JEC21 is the source of this 662-nucleotide messenger RNA. RefSeq names its product RNA cap binding protein, putative. Gene Ontology annotation, cellular component: Lsm1-7-Pat1 complex; P-body. The transcript has 6 exons. Lineage: Eukaryota; Fungi; Basidiomycota; Tremellomycetes; Tremellales; Cryptococcaceae. Gene Ontology annotation, biological process: deadenylation-dependent decapping of nuclear-transcribed mRNA. The record is from RefSeq and is a predicted model, not a curated record. The coding region runs from base 145 to 552 and encodes 135 amino acids. Gene Ontology annotation, molecular function: RNA cap binding.